GUUAAACUCUCAUCAUCAUUUUUUUCUAAAUUUAAGUUCAUCGAUAAUGAUUAUCCAGCGCCGCUCUCCACCUGCUGCUAUGUAUGAUUCGCCACCCGAUAGCAACAACUACUAUAAUAGCAAUACUAGUGGCAGCAGCAGCGGUAGCUUUAGCAGCAACAAUAGCAAUAACAAUCAGCAACAAAGCAACAACCCCGGAAGUGACAGUAGCAACAAUAACGAUAACAAUCAGCAGCAAAGCAACAACUCCGGGAGUAACAGUAGCAACAAUUACAACAAUAACAAUACCCACAAUUACAGCCAACAACAAAACAAUAAUUCCGAGAGUAACAGCAGCAGCAGCAACAACAACAACGAUAAUAGCGGUAACAAUAACGAUCGUAAUACUAGCAACAAUCAGCAAGACAACAGCAAUGACCAUAAUCGAGAGCACGAACAACAACAAGGCAGCCAUCCAUUUGGUGGUCAAGAUCCGCAUAAUCUGCAUAAUGCGCAGGGCGGUGCAUCUCCGACUAUGGUUCCCACCGUGUUACCAUCCAGUUACACUACUCAAGAAGGCAAUAACAAUGGCUCCGCAGUCAUAUUCAUCGUCGUUGGCAUUGUCGCGGGUCUGGCUGUGAUUGCUGCCCUUGGUCUAUUCUGUGCCUGCCGAAAGCGAAAGAAAGAUCGCAAGAAAGAAACCAUGGCAAACGCGUACCUGGAAUUCAGUCAAUCUCAAGCAUCGACUGGGUUUGGCCGCAACAAAAGUCAGAAACCAGCAAAAACAAAUGAAGAUAGCGAUUACUACUAAAUAACGGAGCAAUCCGAUUUUAUGGUGAGCGUGCUUACGUCGUUGUCAUUUAAUGUUUGUGAUUUGUUUUUAUCCUUCCUUUAUUCUUAUCAUCCUCCUGUCAUCUCUCCUUCUUAUGUCCCAUGUCGUUUACUACAUUUAUUUUUAUCUUUAUUUAUAUCGUUCCGCCGUCAUCUAUUUAUUAUCAUAAAUGAGUAUCGAGUACUCAAAUGCUUUUUU
Molecule: messenger RNA, 1009 nt
Organism: Zychaea mexicana
Lineage: Eukaryota; Fungi; Mucoromycota; Mucoromycetes; Mucorales; Lichtheimiaceae
Exons: 1
Coding region: 47-790 (247 amino acids)
Source: RefSeq, a predicted model, not a curated record